AUGCGUUGGGGCGUUCAGGUGGUUGGGCAACACUUGAGUGCCUCCUGCAGCCUCGAAGGCAGAUUAAAAGCCAUCAUGUCUACGGCUUUGCUAGAAGACCGUACGGAAUUUGUGCAAUUCUUGAUCGACCUAGAAUUGGUUAAAAUGCAAACCUAUCUGGACAUGCACACCCUUAACUGGCUGUACAACAACGUGGAGGAUGCGUCCAUUUUGAAGACGACUCUAAACUACUACGGAGUCAUCAUGAAGAAGGGGUCGCCGAGUCUUAUCGGGACUGCACUCGUGGCCACCACGGCCAAUGUCCUGUCCAUGGACACGGAGACGGCUGGCGAGGCUAACAGAGUGCUCGAAAUGCUUUUCCAACGAGGUCCUGAACGAGAUAAAGGAGAUUGGACGAAUUUGCCGACGAUCAGCGAACUCUUGUUGAAGAUGCUUGGGUCAUUUAGUAGCCCCUACUACGAAGACAUCAUGGAGUUGUUUAUCUGGGCGGUCCUCAACAACCGGAACGCACUGGCUAUGCUAUUUUGGCGGUACGCUGAUGAUGCGGUGCCGCUCGGCCUGAUUGGCUGCAAUCUUUACCAUAGGAUGGCGCGAGCUUUGCCGUCCUAUGACACAGAGGGACGGGUUAUGCUGGCCAAUCAGAAAAGUUACCUUGAACAGACAUCCAAGGAAAUGAUCGAACUGUGCUACUCAAAGUCAAAU
Molecule: messenger RNA, 702 nt
Organism: Mesocestoides corti
Lineage: Eukaryota; Metazoa; Platyhelminthes; Cestoda; Cyclophyllidea; Mesocestoididae
Source: the annotation of a GenBank genome assembly